This is a messenger RNA of Enterobius vermicularis (human pinworm), 498 nucleotides long. The record is from the annotation of a GenBank genome assembly. Lineage: Eukaryota; Metazoa; Nematoda; Chromadorea; Rhabditida; Oxyuridae.
AUGCCGGAUUUACAAAAAUUAUCACUUCGCAGUACACCGGUUACAAUUCAGUUAGCCGAACUUAUACAGAUGGCCAAAGCUGUACCAUUAUUAGAAGAAUUAGACUUAAGUCGAGUAGAUGAUAAACCAUUUUUUGGUCGAGAUGCUGUUAUGGCAUUACCGUAUUUUCAUAACCUUAAAUCACUUAAAUUAGAUGGCUUUUUUGUACGACGUAAUGCUGGUCGAGGUUGUGCGCAUCGUCUAGAAAUUCCUCCAAUUCAUCAACUUUAUGGAUUGGAACGAUUCGAAAUUUUAGAAGGUUUUGGAGUAAAUGCUAGGAAUGAUACAAUUUUUGGAAUAUUAUUUUCGUUACGUGAAAAUGCAACAGUUUUGCAUAAUUUACAGUGGAUUAAAGAUAGUCUUUCAGUUCCGAGUGCGACAGUGCCACCAAUUGUUUCCGGAGCUUCUGAUUUGGUUUCUAUUCCAUCACAAAAAUCUUCGAUCGGUUCAUUUGCAUAA